AUGCCACCAAAACACGUCGCCAUUGUAACAUGCAGCACCCGCAUUCCCCGCCUGAACCCCACGAUAACGCAAUACAUCCAUGACGUCCUUGCCUCGGAUCCAACAAUCCCCACGCGCAAAGCAACCUCACCAUCCAGCGAUGCCUCACCGGACACCGAUCCCCGCCACAUAACCCUGACAAUCCUCGAUCUGGCCGCCCAAUCCCUCCCUCUCUACGAUGAAUACGUCAUCCCUGCCAGUCUUCCACCCACGGACCCCACGCCACACUACUCCAAAGAACACACGCGCGCCUGGUCAAAGGUAGUGCGCCAAUAUGAUGCCUUUAUUUUUGUGACGCCGCAAUAUAACUGGAGCAUCCCCGCCAGCCUUAAAAAUGCCCUAGAUUACUUGUUCUUCGAGUGGAAGGAGGUUGAGGAGCGGGUUGAGAUUGAUGAGCGGGAUUUAGAGGGAUGGAAGGAGGCGGGGGUGGAAGGGAUGAUGAGGAACUUGGGAAUGGAGCUGGUUUGUGAAUUGGAUAAGAUACCUGGGCAUGAAUAG
Molecule: messenger RNA, 537 nt
Organism: Penicillium longicatenatum
Lineage: Eukaryota; Fungi; Ascomycota; Eurotiomycetes; Eurotiales; Aspergillaceae
Product: NADPH-dependent FMN reductase
Exons: 2
Coding region: 1-537 (178 amino acids)
Cellular component (GO): cytosol
Molecular function (GO): FMN binding; oxidoreductase activity
Source: RefSeq, a predicted model, not a curated record